CAGCUACAGCAAUAGUUGCUAUUUUGCACAUUGGCACGAGAGCAGUACGAGCUUGAUAAAAUGAAGGAUAUCGUCCAUGAAGAAAUAAAGGAUGAAAUAAAUUCUUAAUUUAUGAAUGUGUUUACAACAAUAGCAUAUCAAUGUUUGGCUGAUGAUAAUGCCCAACGCCCACUAAUGACCAAGGUCGUGAGAGACCUUGAGAAUUCGCUGCGAUUUCAAGAAAACAAAAAGGUCAUUAUCGAGGGAGAGCUUGUUAGUGUCAAACCUCAAAAGCUUCUUUUCCAAUUUGAAUUGAUGAAGGAAAUCUCAGCUAUGAUGCAACUAGAGAACAGAACAUAUGAUCACGUCGCGUUUAAGUUUCAGGUGAAAAGUACAAGACCGAAUACAUAUGCUGCUCUGCCCCAUGUCGGGAUUUUGUUGCCUCAAUCUACUCGCCAAAUCAAAUUUACAAUGCAACCUCAAAAGGAAGAUCCAAAUCAUGAAAUGGGAUGCAAGGAUAAAUUUAUGGUACAAAGUGCAGUUGUAAGUCCAGGAUUUGCAGAAGAAGAUAUUACUCGAGAGCUGUUUAAGAAGGAAUCAGGUUAUCAAGUAGGGGAAUGCGAAAUAGAUGUUUGUUUUGUUGCUCCUAAACAACAAUUGCUACGACUAAUAGAAACCCCCAAAGAGGAUGUCCUUCCAACGACUUCAAUGUCUGAUGCUUCGAUAGUGAAUUUAAGCUACUCUAAUACUUCAAUCUCCGAUGCCUGGACAGUAAAUUUGAGCAACUCCAAUGCUUUAAGUGAGAAUUCAUUCAAUGCUCACAUUCAAGAAAACUGUAAGGGCAAGCUUCUUAGUAUCGAACCCCACGAGCUUCAAUUUCCAUUUGAAUUGAUGGAGAAGAUCACAAUUUCCCUGCAGCUAAAGAAUAAAACUGACUGUCCUGUAGCAUUUAAGGUGAGAACUACGAAACCAAAUAAGUAUGCUGCCAAUCCACCUGCUGGAGUUUUGGCGCCCAAGUCUACUAAAGAUGUUUCAUUUACAAUGCAAGCUCAAGAGGAGGCACCUCAAAACAUGAAAUGCGAUGAUAAGUGUUUGCUUCAAAGUGCAGUAGUUAGUACCGGAUUCCUGCCAAAAGAUAUCACUACAGAGCUGUUUAACAAAAAAUCAGGUAAUCAAGUGGAGGAAUGCAAAUUAACCAUUAAAUAUGUUUCUCCACAUCAACCACCGUCAUCAGUAAGAGAAGCUCGAAAGAAGGUCUUCUCUAGAUGUGCCAAUAUCCGACCCAUCCGUGAUGAUGAGGAUACUUUUCAUAGCAUUUGAAGAACCACAUCUAAAAAUGUCAUCAUCAUAGGCUAUUUCUGAAUCACCUCUUGUAUUUUAGCUACAC
Erigeron canadensis is the source of this 1366-nucleotide messenger RNA. Its product is annotated as vesicle-associated protein 1-4-like. Bases 112 to 1299 code for a protein of 395 amino acids. Gene Ontology annotation, biological process: endoplasmic reticulum membrane organization. The transcript is spliced from 12 exons. Gene Ontology annotation, cellular component: endoplasmic reticulum membrane; plasma membrane. The record is from RefSeq and is a predicted model, not a curated record. Lineage: Eukaryota; Viridiplantae; Streptophyta; Magnoliopsida; Asterales; Asteraceae.